This is a messenger RNA of Psylliodes chrysocephalus, 1316 nucleotides long. NCBI's taxonomy places the organism in Eukaryota, Metazoa, Arthropoda, Insecta, Coleoptera, Chrysomelidae. The record is from the annotation of a GenBank genome assembly.
GGCACAGUAACCAACCAGUUGUUUGAUUGUUAAGAACGAAUCUUUAAAAUGAGUUUAAAAUUUGUCAGUUUCAUCUGUCAUCGGGAUAGGGUUGAAAUCGGUUGCCUAAACUUUUUACUUUUACGUUGGAUUUAAAUAAAUUAUGAAUAGUGUCUGAAUAAAAUUAUAGUAAUGGAUUUACUUGCUACACCAAAUCCGCAUUUCAUACCUGGGUACACAGGAUUUUGUCCACAGUAUAAAUAUAGAAUAGGCGAUACUUACGGUACUACCACUCAUAAAGUACUACUUGAUCCAGCUGUUCACCAUGCUGAAAAAUUAGUAUUAUCUGAUAGAAACGUUGAUGAUUAUAACAUAUUUCGACCACCUUUGAGAGAUAUAGAUUUAGUAAAUGAUAGACAUGGAGAUACAAUUUAUAAACAUCCCAUGUCACCGUUGUAUGAAGGUUUUGUUCCUAGGGAGCAUGGUAAGUUUGGUCAAAGAUUUACAGUACAGGCAACUGAAGCUCUGUCUGAUUUCGAGAAAUCCCAAAUGAUCAAAAGAGAAAACCUUAAUCAGAUUACGAAAAUUGGGUAUCUACAAGACAACAGGUGGGAUCCGAAAACUUUGGAAGAAAAACAAUUGGCCCAAGGUGUUUUCAAGUUACCAUUGAUGGAAGUAAGACCAGAAUGUGCAGGGCUUUUAAGGAAUUUGCCGAUUACAGAGGCUCCUAUUACACCGCCAAGUCAUUCAGCGAGUCCUUAUUUUUGUGAUAAUGAUAGGUCUGACAAAUAUUUAAAAGCAGGAUUCACCGGGCACGUCCCAUUUGGCUACGCCUCGUUCGGUAAACCUAAUGCCGAAAUGACAAACAGCGCCCUCUGCGAUUUUACUUCAAAUUACAGGAAGAGGCUUAGCAACGAAUGGGCACCCGUGCAAGUUGACAGGCCAAGCCCUCCUGUUUUGAUACAACCUACGGAAAUUUACCACAAACACAUGGGACAAAUGCCGAACUAUGGUGGACAUAUACCAGGCUCUAUAUUUAGAUUUGGAAAAACUUAUGGAAAUGAUUCAAGAGACGCGAAGAGAUGGUUACGGGGAGAUUUUUCAUCUUAAAUAUGGGUGUAUUACAUGAAAUUAAAACAAAAUAUGGGUCGUCUUCCUGGAAAAUCAAAUUAUUGGUUUUGCUAAAAAUAGUAUUUUAUUAACAAAAUUAUUAUAAGAUAUCCAGAUCUAGUAUUUCUAAAUGACAAGAGUAAAUAUUUUAUGUGUAAAUAAAAAUGUGAAUUUUAAUCACAGGUUCUUCAAUAUUUCGGCUGCUUCUUCUAAAGUUGAUUGUUUCU